CUACAUAUCACUACUAUCUCUCCUACAACUUCAACUCGCUCGGUACUGGUUGGCUAUCGCUUGAAUUCAAGUAUUAUAUCUUUCUCUUCACAGCCAUGCCUUCUCCACAAAAGUCAAAGGAGCCCACUGUGGACUCUACCGGCAGUCACGACAGCGGCGACAACAACAACUCGCCCAAGCCCGAGGACCAGCAGGCUAGAAAGGUUGACGGAUCCGUCGAUUCUACAGAAGAACCUAAACAUGGAGAAUCCUCGACAGGAACAACCUCAGAGUCUAAGGAGGACGAUGCUGUGGCCAAGGCGCGUGCGAGACAAGAAAGAUUCAAAGCUCUUCAAGCCCGAGCAAAAAAUGCCAGUAAGCGCAAUUUGAAGGAAACUGCAGCCGAAACCCAACGGCUAGCCACCGACCCAGCAUUAAUGUCUACUUUGUCGCGCAAACAUGCAUUCGCCUCCCACAACCUUUUAAAGGCCGAUACAGAAGCUGCUGGUGAAGACUUUGAACGCAAACGCGCAUGGGACUGGACUAUCGAUGAGUCUGAGAAAUGGGAUAAGCGCAUGGAAAAGAAACAGCGCCAUCGCGAUGAUGUUGCAUUCCAGGAUUAUACACAGGAUGCGCGUAAAGUAUACAAAAGGCAGCUAAGGGAGAUGAAACCGGAUAUGGAGGCCUAUGAGAGAGAGAAGAUGGCUGCUAUCGAAAAGGCAGCUGCCAACGGCGACCUGGAAAUCGUUGAAACCAACGAUGGAGAGAUGAUUGCCGUGGACAAGAAUGGCACGUUCUAUUCGACCGCGGACACUGUUGGGUUCACUGAGAACAAGCCUGAUCGGGCUGCUGUCGACAAGCUGGUGGCAGAUCUGAGAAAGGCCGAGGAAGUUCGGCUGAAGAAACGCAAGGAGCGCCGUAGUGAAGAAGAUCCGGACGUCACCUAUAUCAACGAGAAGAACAAGCAGUUCAACCAGAAGCUGGCCCGCUUUUAUAACAAAUACACUACGGAGAUUCGUGACAGCUUCGAGCGGGGAACUAUGAUAUGAUAUUGGUACAAUGGGGGCGUCCAAAACUGCUGUGCAGUAGGACAACUUUUGUUUUAAUGAUCACCAAGCACCUUGAACAGCCAAAGCGAUAACUUGGUGCCGAGAAAGCAAUUCAG
This is a messenger RNA of Monascus purpureus, 1144 nucleotides long. NCBI's taxonomy places the organism in Eukaryota, Fungi, Ascomycota, Eurotiomycetes, Eurotiales, Aspergillaceae. The record is from the annotation of a GenBank genome assembly.